This is a messenger RNA of Ipomoea nil (Japanese morning glory), 696 nucleotides long. RefSeq lists its product as uncharacterized. Bases 39 to 638 code for a protein of 199 amino acids. The record is from RefSeq and is a predicted model, not a curated record. NCBI's taxonomy places the organism in Eukaryota, Viridiplantae, Streptophyta, Magnoliopsida, Solanales, Convolvulaceae. The transcript is spliced from 2 exons.
AGGCGAAUGGUAGUUGGCACUGGUGAUUUACUAGGCGAAUGGUGGAUACAUGGUUGGGGAAUAUAAUCCACUUUCCUCUUCCCCUUAUUAAUAGUUUGUGGAAGACAUUUCUUUGGAGAGCUAUGCAAACAUUCUGCCUACCACCACCAAUGAAUGAGGAUGUGAUGCAUACCCUACUCUUCUGUGAUUUUUCUAUGCAGGUUUGGCAUGAGUCUUCUUUGCAAAUUCCAUGUGCAUCCGGGGUGUCUUUCCCCCGGUGGCUCAACCAACUGUCAUGUCUGGAAUACGGCUGCUGCACAGACUGUGCCCAGCCGGGCGCCUGCUGCUGCACAGACCGUGCACUGGGUGCGUGCACCUGCACGACUGCGGCCAGCCGGGUGUGUGCACCUGCACGGCUGCUGCACAGAUUGUGCCCCAAUGGGCGCAAGCACCUGCACGGCUGCUGCACAGACCGCGCACUGGGUGCGUGCACCUGCACGACUGUGGCCAGCCGGGUGUGUGCACCUGCACGGCUGCUGCACAGAUUGUGCCCAAAUGGGCGCAAGCACCUGCACGGCUGCUGCACAGACCGCACCCAGCCGGGUGCGUGCACCUGCACUGCUGCUGCACAUACCGUGCUCGGCCGGGCAGAGCGUUAGAUGCCUUGUUUUCUUUUUUUUUUUUCAUGGCUAGUCUGCUUAUUUAUUUAUUUAUUUA